Messenger RNA from Schizosaccharomyces osmophilus, 1470 nucleotides. RefSeq names its product mitochondrial processing peptidase (MPP) complex alpha subunit Mas2 (gene mas2). Lineage: Eukaryota; Fungi; Ascomycota; Schizosaccharomycetes; Schizosaccharomycetales; Schizosaccharomycetaceae. Gene Ontology annotation, cellular component: mitochondrion. The transcript has a single exon. The record is from RefSeq and is a predicted model, not a curated record. Gene Ontology annotation, molecular function: metalloendopeptidase activity; metal ion binding. Bases 1 to 1470 code for a protein of 489 amino acids.
AUGAAACUUCCACUCAAUUUACGCUCAAAUGUUGGGAUUUUACCUUCAUAUAAGCAUGGAUUAAAGUCAUGUUUAAGAACAAAAAAUUUUUUCUCUACGAAUGAACUUGAAGAAUAUCCUAUUCGAUCUCAAAAAUUAGACAAUGGAAUUACCUACGUUACAGAUCCACGACCAGGGCACUUUACAGGCCUUGGCGUAUAUGUAAACGCAGGAUCUCGUUAUGAAACAAAAGAAUUAACAGGGAUUAGUCACUUUAUGGAUCGACUUGCUUUCCAAGGGACAAAGUACACAUCGGUAGAAGAUAUGAAAGCAAAGCUUGAGAUUCUAGGCGGUAACUAUAUGUGUGCAACUAGUCGAGAGUCGAUGAUUUACCAAACUGCUGUGUUUAACGAAGAUUUUAAAAAAAUGGCGAAACUUUUAUCAGAAACCGUUCUUUAUCCUGAAAUUUCAGAAGAUGGUCUUAUGCAUUAUCGUGACAGCAUCAACUAUGAAAAUUCAGAGCUUUGGACGAAGCCGGACGCUCUUUUGGGUGAAUUGGCUCAUGUUACUGCUUUCAAAAAUAACACCCUUGGUAACUCCUUGCUUUGCCCACCUGAAAAGGCAUCUUCUGUGACAGAAGAUAGCAUCCACAGUUAUUUAGAACAUUUCUAUCAUCCAAAAAAUAUGACACUUGCUUAUUCUGGUAUUCCCGAAAACGUCGCUCGAAACAUAACCGAGGAAUUUUAUGGUCAUCUACCAAAAUCAAAUCAACCCCCGGUGUCAUCGGAAUAUUCCCAUUACACUGGUGGAAGUAUGUCAAUCAACAAAAAAGAAGCGCCUUUGGUUCCCUAUCAACAGGAGUUUUCCCAUGUAUUAAUAGCUAUGGAGGGGUUAUCGGUUACUGACCCCGAUAUUUAUGCAUUGGCUUGUCUUCAAUUCUUGCUAGGAGGCGGUGGAUCCUUUAGUGCUGGAGGCCCUGGAAAAGGUAUGUAUUCUCGUUUGUAUUUAGACGUCCUGAACCAGUACCCCUGGGUCGAAACAUGCAUGGCAUUUAAUCACAGUUAUACCGAUAGUGGUCUUUUUGGUAUCUUUAUCACGAUUUUGGACGAUGCUUCUCAUUUGGCCGCUCCGAUUAUAAUUCGUGAACUCUGCAGCAUUGCCAUGUCUAUUAGCAAAGAAGAAGCAGAGAGAGCUAAAAAUCAGCUUCGUAGUUCCUUACUUAUGAACCUGGAAAGCAGAAUGAUUUCCCUUGAAGAUUUAGGACGUCAAGUCCAAACCCAGAAUGGUGAUUAUAUUUCUCCCAGGGAAAUGUGUGAAAGGAUAGAAAGUUUGACUCCCGCCGACUUGACUAGAGUUGCUCGAAGAGUUUUGACUGGUAAUGUAAACAAUCCUGGAAAAGGAACAGGAAAGCCCACAAUUUUGACUCACGGUAACGAAAACCAAAUUGGUGAUAUCUUAUCACUUUGCAAGAAAGCAGGACUUGGCAAAUAA